This is a messenger RNA of Theileria orientalis strain Shintoku, 2493 nucleotides long. RefSeq lists its product as uncharacterized. Gene Ontology annotation, molecular function: nucleic acid binding; ATP binding. The record is from RefSeq and is a predicted model, not a curated record. The coding region runs from base 1 to 2493 and encodes 830 amino acids. The transcript has 4 exons. Lineage: Eukaryota; Apicomplexa; Aconoidasida; Piroplasmida; Theileriidae.
AUGAAUUAUUUGUUUUCCACCCUCGAUAUACAAUUUGAUUUGGUAGAAUCAUUAUCAAAAUUAGGAAUAGUUCGACCCUCAAAUACCCAGUACAAAUUUAUAAAAUCAUUCACAGAUGAGUCAAGCAUCAUAUUUCAAUCGAAAUCUGGAACUGGAAAGACAGUCGGAUUCUGUAUAUCUCUAUUACACAAAAUUAUUAAAAGAAGAUAUCAAGAAACACAACCAAAUAUAAGCAUUUCUAGUCACUUAGCACAUUGUGUAUCGAGACUAGAUCAUUUGCUGGGAGAUGCAGUGAUAAUAGUGCCUACAAGAGAGCUCGCAUAUCAAAUAUAUCUGUUUUUCGUAUCACUUAAAAGGUUCCUACCAAUAAUUAAAUCAAUACUGCUCAUCGGAAACACAGAUAUAUUGAAAUGCGUGACGUAUAUGAAAAAGGAGAAUGUUAACAUAGUAGUAUCAACACCAGGGAGAUUUGGAACAGUACUUAAAAGUAAGCCAGCUAAAAACGAGAUAGUAAAAUACGGAUAUAAAACCAACAGGACGUUCUUUAAAACACACACAUUGAUAUUCGACGAAGCAGAUCUGCUGUUCGAUGAGCAGUUUUAUGAACAGACGAAGUACAUAUGCGGAAAAUUAAGUAACCCGUUUGUGCAAAUAAUAGCAGUCUCAGCAACAUUCAUUAAGCCGCAGCUCAAGGUAUUCGAAGACAUGAUAUGCGAAGUGGACCGGAAUUAUAUAACUAAUUUUGUAAAACGCAAUUCAACAAUAACAGAAGAUACGCUGGGAAGGGAUGGUAGCUUGACGUAUAACACAUACCAUUUGCUCAUGUCGAAGAAGAUUGAAAAGGUGGAAGAGUUGUUGGAAUAUGUGUCAGGAUAUGAAAGAGUGUUCGAAAGGAUGUUUCUCUCAUCAAGCUACGUGAAAGGAAGAAUUCAUAAGAUAACAAAGACAUCAGACGAUGAAGAGAAUCAAUCGAUAGUUGAUGAUUCGGGCAGUAACAUAAAUAUGGAUGUAAAUGUUGAUUAUAGCAUUGGUGAUGAUAAUUAUGUUGGUGCUAGCAAUGUUGGUGUUGGCAAUCUGGGUUAUUUUGCGAAUGACGGUGCUAGUAGUGAUGAUCUAUUGGAAAAUACUGACAAUGAUAUUGGAACCGUAAGUGAUGGAGAAGAUGAGUCCUCACAAACACUGGUAAUUGAGAAAGUUAAGUUCUAUUACGCAGUAGUGGAGGACGCACCGAACAUAGUGAUGCAGAUAGGGCAUAAAAUAAAAGUGCUUGUUGGGAUAUUGGAGAGUUUAAAGUAUAAAAAGUGCAUAAUAUUCAGUAACCAGAGUCACACGAGAGCGCAGGUGUACGGAAUACUUAAGUAUUUGGGAUGCACAUGUUACAUGGUAACCUCGAGAAUGUCCCACAACGAGAGAGUGAUGAUGCUGUAUGACCUCAACUCAGUGGAAAAAGUAAUCAUAGUGUGCACAGAUGUGAUGAGCAGAGGGAUAGGGCUGGCGAACGUGGACCUGGUGAUUAACAUGGACAUGCCAGGCUCGAAGGAAAUAUUCCUACACAGGUCAGGAAGAUCAGGAAGGUUCGGAGCAAAGGGAGUGUGUGUGUCAAUAUGCAUGGAGUCGGAAGUGGAGACGUAUAACUACUUUCUAUUCGCACUCAACUUUAAGUCGGAGUCAAUAAAGGAGCUCUACAACGAGGACGGGAGUGUAGAAGGGAGAGUGCCUGAAGUUGUCAUGAAAACGAUAGAUUUCGUUAAGCUAAAUGAUGAGCUGCCAGACAUUAAAAACAUUACAAGGCAAAGCGUGUCGUCAUCGCUGCUUGACACAGAAGAAUUCAAGUUCAAUGUGUCAAUAGUCGGAUUCAUAUCGGACACGGACAUGACUCUGAUUAACACGCACAGGGCUCAGGUACUGAUGUACAUUGAGAGUACCGAUAAUGAAACGGCUGUGACAAUUAAACAUCCUGGAGAAAAAGAAGCGUUGUUUGAAUCAUUCACUUACAAAUUGGAGAUAAUUUAUUCGGACGCUGAUAUGAAAGCGAGCAAUGAUAUAAAAAAUAAUAACAGCAACUUUGAACUUAGACACAUUGUAUUAAAAACGGACCAUUCACAGGUAUUGGUAUCGCUUCCACUUGUGGAGUUUAAGAAACUUUUAAAUUCCGGACAUAAUCAACUUGAACUUUUGAAAGAAAAAAUAUCUCAACUGUUAGAAUCAAAAUGUAGUUUAAAUUAUUAUGACUUUAGAGCAAUGUUAAGUGGACGAAAUGAUGAUAAUAUUAAUGAUAGUGACGAUCGACUCAGUGAUUUCGAAAAUCAAUUAGUAAAGUCACUUGAUAGCCUUAGUAUAAGGAAUCAUGAAAUAGUUAUGCACUUUACAGAUCACGCAAACGGGAGAUUUCACGACCUCGUAAAACUGUACAUAAGUUCCACAGAAACCAUAACCACUUUCAACGAAUCGACUGUGAAAGAAAUCCAUAAACGGGUAUCAUUUAAUGAGUAA